AUGGAUGGUAUGGAUUCUAAUGUGCCUGUUGUGAAAGAUAAUGAUGAUGAUGAUCAAUUGCCAACACUAUCAAUAGACAGUUCAACUGACUAUUUUUCGGUAACUGUGUCGGAUGAUGAUGAUGAAAUUCGUCAAGCUCAAACGGCUUUUUCUGAAUUAAUCGAUGAAACAUGUUCACAUGAUUCAACUUCGGAGAAAAAUAUAUUUGAAAAUGCACAUAUUCCACAAGAUUGUUUUGGUUUUCUCUUUCGUUCAAUUAUACCAACACAAGAAACUAUUAAAAAAGAUUAUGAUUAUGAAUUACCAUCAAAUCUAUUUAAAUAUGAAGAUGGUGAAGGCAUUAAAUACGCUUUUAAAGUUCUUGAUCGUCGUACAAAUCGUUUAAUCUAUGAACAGAUGCCAUCCUAUCAUAGAUAUGGUAUGAAAUUAUUAUUUAAAGGUCCUGUUCAACGUGAAAUAUUACAUACAAGUACAAUAAGAAAUUUUUUUGCUCGUGAAACAUUACGAUUAGGUGAAGCAUUUGAUGAACCAAAAUCACGUAAACAUAUACCGGCGUUUGUUAAAAUGUAUCAAAUUAAUUUGGAAGAAUUACUUGAACCAAAUAUUUCAAUGUAUUUUACAUUUAAUGAAUUUUUUUAUCGAAAAUUAAAACCAAAUGCAAGAAUAAUUGAUAAUUGUGAUGAUCCAAAAAUAAUUGUAUCAGCUGCUGAUUGUCGUUUAAUUACAUUUGAUAAUAUAUCUGAAGCAACACGUGUUUGGAUAAAAGGUCAUCAAUUUUCUCUUCGAUAUUUAUUUGAAGAUGAAAAUCUAGCAAAAGAAUUUGAUGGUGGAUCAAUAGCAAUAUUUCGUUUAGCACCAGUUGAUUAUCAUCGAUUUCAUUCGCCAGUUAAAGGUACAAUUGGAAAUUAUAUGAAGAAAAUAACUGGAACUUAUUAUACAGUUAAUCCAAUUGCAAUUAAAGAAAAUUUAGAUGUAUUAACAAGAAAUCAACGAACAGUUAUUACUAUUGAUAGUGAUUGCUUUGAUAAAGUUGCUUUUGUAGCUAUUGGAGCAUUACUUGUUGGUUCAGUUAAUUUUACUGUACAACCAUAUCAAGCAGUUGAAAAAGGCGAUGAACUUGGUUAUUUUGCUUAUGGUGGUAGUACAGUUGCAAUUAUUUUUAAAGCUGGUAUGGUAAAAUGGGAUGAUGAUUUACAUCAUAAUUCUAGUAAUUCGAUGGAAACACUUGUUCGUAUGGGUGAGCGUAUUGGUCAACGAACGAGUGAAGAACAACGUCAAGAAUAUUUAUCACAUCCUUCAAGAGAUACUCGAGAAAAUUCAACUAUUGCAAAACUUUUAAGUUUUUUUCCUCUGACGAAUAAUACUAAAUUUAAAUAA
Adineta steineri is the source of this 1377-nucleotide messenger RNA. Lineage: Eukaryota; Metazoa; Rotifera; Eurotatoria; Adinetida; Adinetidae. The record is from the annotation of a GenBank genome assembly.